AUGGCUGCGGCUAUAGGGCAGACCAAAGCGUUCGUAAACGCGUUGACCCCCUCACCUCCUCCUUCCAUCCUCACCUCAAGCGCCGCACAAGGAAUGCGCCCCCUUUCCGCAGCACCACCGGCAGCAGUAGCAGCAGCAGCAGCAGCAGCAGCUCCCGCCAGCAAUGCGCUACCUUUCCCCAACAUCACGCUCCCCUCGCCUAGCAAUUUCCGCCGCCCCUCCGUGCUUCCGCUCUUCCCCCACGCCUCGUCCGUGGGCAGCAGCGCGCAUGAGUCCGCCUCUAGCCGCUUCCCCGUCCCCCUUCCGCGCUCCCCAUCCAUCAAAAAGCCCCUGCCCCAGAACCCCCUUCCCCAAAGCAACCUUUCUCAGAACACCCUUCAACAGAACAACCUUUCCCAGAACCCCCUUCCCCAGAGCAACCUUUCCCAGAACCCCCUUCCCCAGAGCAACCUUUCCCAGAACACCCUUCCCCAGAACAACCUUCCCCAGAACCCCCUGACCCAGCAAUCCAGUGGAGUGUCGGCCCAGGCUGUCGAAUUCGCGGUCGCAGCAGCUGCAGCUGCUGCAGGGAGUGCGGGUGGUGCAGGUUCAGCUAAGGUAGGGCCAACUGGAGCGAGUUUAGGUGGUGCUGCUGCUGGUGGGGCAGGCGGUGGGCUUGGGCAGGGUGCUCUCCGGCGGACUGACGGCGCAGCAGCAGGCGCAGGUGCAGCAGGAGAUGCAGCGGUUGGAAGCUGGCCAGAGGGGGGGUGCACCGGUGCAGGUGUAUCUGGUGCAGGUGGCGCUGCUGGUACUGGACCGUCCAGUGCGGUGCUGAACGGUGCUGGCGCUGUUGGCCCAGGGAUUGCUUUUGGUGGGGCGGCUGCUGGUACAAGUGGUGGCGCUGGCGCUUCAAAUGGUGGAGCUGCUACGUGUGGUGGGGUGGCUGCUUCAGGUGGUGGGGUGGCGGCGUCAGAUGCCAACGACCAGGCAGCAGCAGCAGCAGCAGCAGCAGCAGCAGCAGCAGCAGCAGCAGCAGCAGCAGCAGCAGCAGCAGCAGCAGCAGCAGCAGCAGCAGCAGCAGCAGCAGCAGCAGCAACAACAACGACAACAAGAGCUACAGCAGCAGCUGCAGCAGCAGCAGCAGCAGCAGCAGCAGGCACAGAAGCAGCAGCAGCAGCAGGCACAACAGCAGCAGCAGCAGCAACAGCAACAGCAGCUGCAGCAGCAGCAACAACAACAGCAACAGCAGCUGCAGCAGCAGCAACAACAACAGCAACAGCAGGCACUACAGCAGCAGCAGCAACAACAGCAACAGCAGGCACUACAGCAGCAGCAGCAACAAGAUCAGCAGCAGCGUCUAGCACAGGUGUUGCUGCAGCAGUCAGGGCAAGUGGACAGGCCGACAGGGACAGGCGGCUCUGUGACCAUCCAUGGGCUGGCUGGGGACAGGCAGAGGGCAUAGCUUCAGGAGAGGCAGAUAAGGCGGCAGCUACGGCUGGGGAAAAGGGGGAUGGAGGAGGCAAGGGAGUGGGAGGAGGGGAGGGAGGGGAGGAGGGGAGGGAGGGGAGGGAGGAGAGGGAGGGGGGAGUGGUGGCGACAAGGGCGGUGGAGGAGAGCUCUUUGGUGACCUCGCUGCCUUCUCUUCCCUUCCGCCCAAGACCGCUGCCGCUCCUGCCGCUGCUGCCCCUCCUGCCCCCUGCUGCCCCUGCCGCUGCUGCCCCUCCUGCCCGUGCCGCCCCUGCUGCUGUUGUCCCUGCCCCCUCUGCUAGACCCCCUGCCCCCGGCUGCCGCCCCCGCCCCUGCCGCCACUGCUUCUGUAGUCCCUCCUCCUGCCGUCGCUGUUGUCCCGUCCUUCCUCUCAGCGACACCGACGUGGCUACGGCAGGUUUAACUGGGACAGGUACUACUGGGGCAGAUUCAACUGCGGCUCAUGCUGCUGCUGGGUAG
Closterium sp. NIES-65 is the source of this 1926-nucleotide messenger RNA. Lineage: Eukaryota; Viridiplantae; Streptophyta; Zygnematophyceae; Desmidiales; Closteriaceae. The record is from the annotation of a GenBank genome assembly.